This is a messenger RNA of Salvelinus sp. IW2-2015, 804 nucleotides long. The record is from RefSeq and is a predicted model, not a curated record. NCBI's taxonomy places the organism in Eukaryota, Metazoa, Chordata, Actinopteri, Salmoniformes, Salmonidae.
AUGCGGAAGGGGCAGGGGGGAGGGGGGGGCCCGUGCGGGGCGAAUACGACCUCGGGGGAGGCAGGGAACACGCGGAACGCGGGGAACGAGGGGGCGGGUAUGGAGGCGACAGACGCGAAGGAACGCGAGGAACGGAGAGACAAGUCGGGCACGAACCCCGGCGGGAGGAGCCACAGACCCAGCGAUGGGAGAGUCGGAAGCCAGAGCCGAAGUGACGGAGAGGAACACAACACGGAGGACGACCAACGAAGAAGCCGGGGUGCCAAAAGUAACGAAACACUGGAAGAAGAGAGGCCCAGACCGGCCGUCCCAUCCGCCAACGGGGCCCGAGCCACACUAAAAGGCUCGGCCGGCCAAGGGAACUGCCGGGCGGGCCGCCCCCCGGGAGAUAGAGAAUGCGCAAACCGCCCAGUGGGCCGCGCCAACGGCCCCGGCAGAAAACCACCCCCGCACCGAACACGAAACAGAACCUCCGCAUCCAGGGCGCAACUGCCCGCGGCGCAGCCGAGGGACCCGGCCUGGACACCACAGCGGCCCCGGGCAACCGGGAACGGAGCCGGCAGGAACGCAGAGGGUCGCGAAAAAGCUCCCGGCGGAAAUCCGCGUAAGACCAUGAAGACGGAGAGUAAGCCCGGAUCGACUGCAGCUCACACCCCCGGCGCGGCAGGCCCACACCAGGAAGGAGAACGGGCUGGCGACCCGCAACCCGCUCGGGCCGAGACCGCCGCCGGGGCACAGCCGAUGAACCCGCACCGAGCGACGGCGGCACGAGCAAGCAGCCUACCCAACACGGCGGGCCCAUAA